CAUAGCCACCAGAGGGCGUUAGAAAAAAGGAACCGCAACAAGAAACUGUUUCGCCAGAGAGAGAAAAGCGGAAGGAUAUUCUAGAGAGAGAGAGAGAGAGAGAGAGAGGAGAAGGGAUCGCCAAGAAAUGGCGCUUUACAUCGAUGAGGAAGACGUAUGGAAAUGCCCAAAACAUCCCACGAAGCGCCGCCGAACUGGAAUCUGCCACGUGUGCCUCCGGGAGCGGCUAUCUUCGCUCUGCCCUGACUGCGCUAACGUACGCCCCUGUUCUUGCUGUGCCGCUACUACGUCCACCUCCAGUUCGUCUUCUUCUUCCUUCUCUCGGUUCUCUGCCGCCGCUGCUUCUGAAUCAUAUGCCUCUGGAAUCGGAACUGUCGGUCGUGUCUCCAAUCUGAUCGAGAGCGAGCCAUCCUUCCGUCGGUCGAGGUCACUUGCGGUUCCGUUUCUCCGGUCUUCUAAGCCGUCAAUUGACCAUGAUUGCUCUAACCACAGCAAAGAUAGUCCAAAAACGACAUCGCCGUUCUGGUCGCUAUUUAAGAGUACCGGCAGUAGCGGUAACAGAAGCAAUAGAGGUGAUGUUGAGAGGCAAAACGUUUUGGAACAACAAGAAUCAAAGAAGAACGAGGAGGAAAGAAGAAGAAUGAUGAGGAAAUCAAGGUCUGUGGCGGUGGCCGUGACGUCAGAUUCGGUUGGUGCAGACAUAAAACCAUCGAAAGGAAAGGGCUGGUAUUUCCCGAGUCCGAUCAAGGCUUUCAAGCAAUCGAUUUCAAGAGGUAUAAUGGUGCAAGAAAGGUCGCCUUUGUACAGGGGUUGAUUCUUGUAUAUAAAUAUCACUUAGAAAAACUUAUAAUUAACUGCUAAAGAGACUAAUAAACCUCUUUUUCUUCUUUUCCUUUUCCUGAAGAAGGUUUGAUUUUCUUGAAAUGAUAAUUAUAUGGCUUAUUGUGCAUUCGAAAUUUUGCUUUAAUGAAUCGAGGGAUGAAAAGUUGGUGAUUUUUAUUUUA
This is a messenger RNA of Jatropha curcas, 1004 nucleotides long. RefSeq lists its product as uncharacterized. Lineage: Eukaryota; Viridiplantae; Streptophyta; Magnoliopsida; Malpighiales; Euphorbiaceae. The record is from RefSeq and is a predicted model, not a curated record.